Aphidius gifuensis is the source of this 642-nucleotide messenger RNA. Its product is annotated as dTTP/UTP pyrophosphatase. Lineage: Eukaryota; Metazoa; Arthropoda; Insecta; Hymenoptera; Braconidae. Gene Ontology annotation, molecular function: nucleoside triphosphate diphosphatase activity. The transcript has 3 exons. The record is from RefSeq and is a predicted model, not a curated record. The coding region runs from base 22 to 642 and encodes 206 amino acids.
UUUAAUAAACAAAUAAUAAAAAUGUUGGAGCCAACUGUUCAAGCAUUAUUGACACGUAGAGUUGUGCUGGCAAGUGGUUCACCAAGACGUCAUGAAAUCAUCAAAAAUUUGGGAAUAAAUGCAGAGUGUAUUGUAUCAAACUAUGAUGAAAAUUUGGAUAGAAAAAAAUAUAAAAAUCAUGGUGAAUACGUUGCAGAUUUGGCAUUUUAUAAAGUUCAAGAAGUAUAUAAUCGUUUGAAGAAUAAUCCAAAAGAAAAAGAGCCAUCACUUGUAAUUGGUGCUGAUACUUUGGUAACACUUGAUAAUACUAUUUAUGGAAAGCCAAAAGAUCCAGCUGAUGCUGUAAAAACACUGUCAUGUCUUGCUAAUAAAGAACACAUUGUUUUUACUGGUGUAUGUCUUAAAACUCCAAAUAAAGAAAUUAAAUUUUAUGAAAGUACCAAAGUUAAAUUUGGUGAUAUAUCAGAAGAGCAAAUAAAAGCAUAUGUUGCAACUGGUGAACCUCUGGACAAAGCAGGUAGCUAUGGGAUCCAAGGUGUUGGUGGAUGUUUAAUUGAAAAAAUUGAUGGUGAUUAUUACACUGUAAUGGGUUUACCUUUGUACUCUUUGAUAAGACACAUCAAUAAAUUAUACUCCAAUUAA